Molecule: messenger RNA, 1700 nt
Organism: Indicator indicator
Lineage: Eukaryota; Metazoa; Chordata; Aves; Piciformes; Indicatoridae
Gene: SLC37A3
Product: solute carrier family 37 member 3
Exons: 14
Coding region: 1-1506 (501 amino acids)
Biological process (GO): transmembrane transport
Cellular component (GO): endoplasmic reticulum membrane
Molecular function (GO): transmembrane transporter activity
Source: RefSeq, a predicted model, not a curated record
AUGGCUUUGCCUGGAAACUUACGGAGGCAGCCUGCAAACAGAGGCCUUGUGUCCCACUGCACCCACCAUCAUAUUGUUGUGUUCCUGCUGACCUUCUUCAGUUAUUCACUGCUCCAUGCUUCCAGAAAGACAUUCAGUAAUGUCAAAGUCAGCAUUUCCAGCCAGUGGACUCCUUCCUGCCUGAACAGUACAGCUCCUGAGCUCCAGCCAUACGAGCUCUGGAACAGCAGCCAUUUAUUUCCAAAUGCAGAAGAAGCAACACUCUUCCUGGGGACACUGGACACUAUCUUUUUGUUUUCCUAUGCUGUGGGUCUCUUUGUCAGUGGCAUAGUUGGGGAUCGCCUGAAUUUACGCUGGGUUCUGUCUUUUGGCAUGUGUUCCUCUGCUCUGGUGGUAUUCAUCUUUGGCACACUCACAGAAUGGUUACAUUUCUACAACAAGUGGUUGUACUGCUCUCUCUGGGUUGUGAAUGGCUUACUUCAGUCCACUGGUUGGCCCUGUGUGGUUGCUGUCAUGGGCAAUUGGUUUGGAAAAGCUGGGAGGGGGUUUGUGUUUGGACUCUGGAGUGCCUGUGCAUCUGUGGGAAAUAUCCUCGGGGCAUUCCUUGCUUCCUGUGUUCUUAAAUACGGCUAUGAGUAUGCUUUCUUGGUGACUGCCUCAGUACAGUUUGCUGGAGGAGUCAUUGUGUUCUUUGGGCUCCUGACAUCACCGAAGGAAGUGGGCCUCCCAGAACUUGGAGCAGAUGAAGAUGACAGGAUGGAGGAAGAUGCCAACAGACCAUUAAUGGGCGAUGAUGAUGCAGAUGAUGAUGAGCGGAAUUACUCAAUUCAAGCAACUGACACAGACAACCAGCCCAAGGCCAUUGGCUUUUUCCAGGCUUGUUGCCUUCCAGGUGUAGUACUGUACUCUUUAGCCUAUGCCUGCUUGAAAAUGGUGAAUUACUCAUUCUUCUUCUGGCUGCCCUUCUACCUCAGCAACAACUUUAGAUGGAAAGAAGCAGAAGCUGACCAGCUCUCAAUCUGGUAUGAUGUAGGAGGAAUCAUAGGUGGGACUAUCCAGGGCUUGAUUUCUGAUGUGCUGCAGAAGAGAGCCCCAGUGCUAGCAAUUAGCCUGCUCUUUGCUGUAGGCUCUCUCUUUGGAUACAGCCGUUCUCCUAACAGCAAACCAAUCAAUGCUGUGAUCAUGGCCAUUACAGGAUUUUUCAUUGGAGGGCCUUCUAACAUGAUCAGUUCUGCAAUUUCUGCUGACCUGGGGCGGCAGGAUCUGGUGAAAGGCAGCAGUGAGGCUUUGGCAACAGUUACAGGAAUUGUGGAUGGAACAGGCAGUAUUGGUGCUGCAGUGGGCCAGUAUCUAGUGUCUUUGAUCCAGGAGAACCUGAGAUGGAUGUGGGUUUUCUAUUUCUUUAUUCUAAUGACGAGCUCCACGGUCCUGUUCAUUUCACCAUUAAUAGUGAAGGAGAUCAAACUGCUGCUGCAUGAGCGGCGCCUGCAAAGGCUGGCAGAGUGACUUCUGCUUGCCUCUGGGAGGACUGUUGUGCAGACCUUUCAGCUGGGGCACUCUGGGAGACUUGUUUUAUACAUCCUCCAGGUUUGGACUAAUUCGAAAUGGGUCAGCAAGACUUGAUUGGCCUGCCUUUGUAAAGCUCAAUAUUGAAGUACCAAAUACCCAUCCUGAGACCACUUGCAUCAUGGAGCUGCUGA